Messenger RNA from Colletotrichum phormii, 1173 nucleotides. RefSeq names its product thiolase-like protein. The transcript has 6 exons. Gene Ontology annotation, molecular function: 3-oxoacyl-[acyl-carrier-protein] synthase activity; fatty acid synthase activity. Gene Ontology annotation, biological process: fatty acid biosynthetic process; secondary metabolite biosynthetic process. The coding region runs from base 1 to 1173 and encodes 390 amino acids. NCBI's taxonomy places the organism in Eukaryota, Fungi, Ascomycota, Sordariomycetes, Glomerellales, Glomerellaceae. The record is from RefSeq and is a predicted model, not a curated record.
AUGGUUUCCAACCCGCUGAUGCCUCACCACAUAGGAUGCCGUCUACCCGGACAGGUCGACUCGGAAUCACCCUUCUGGCAAAUGCUGGUCGACAAACGCACGGGGCAAACCCCCAAGGUACCCGAGAGCCGCUUCAACAUCGACGCCCACUACCACGAGAGACUCGACAGGCCGGGUUCCUUCAACGUCCCCGGGGGCUACUUCCUGGACGGGCGUCCCGAGGACUUCGACCCGACCUUCUUCAACAUCACCCCGGUGGAGGCACAGUGGCUGGACCCCCAACAGCGCAAGAUACUCGAGGUGUGCUACGAGUCCCUGGUCUCGGCCGGUAUCACGUUGGAGUGCAUCUCGGGGUCGAAUACGGCCGUGUUCGUGGGCUCGUUCACGGCCGACUAUCAGCAAAUGUCGACGCGGGACACUGAUUUCCGUCACAACUAUGCUGCGACAGGCGUAGACCCCGGGAUCAUCAGUAACAGAAUCGGACACAUGUUCAACUUGAGAGGACCCAGUUUCACAAUCAACACAGCCUGCUCCUCUUCCGUGUACGCGAUUCACAAUGGCUGCCAUGCCCUUCGCAUGCGGGACUGUGACGCUGCAAUCACGGCGGGCGUCAACCUGAUCAUGACGGUCGACCAACACAUGAACACGGCCAAGCUGGGUAUCCUGUCCCCGACGUCGACGUGCCAUACAUUCGAUGCUUCUGCCGAUGGCUACGGCAGGGCCGAAGGCGCUGGGGCGCUGUUCUUGAAGCGCCUUUCAGACGCUAUCAGGGACGGCGACCCGAUCAGAGGGGUCAUCCGCUCCUCGGCUGUGAACACCAACGGAAGAGUCGAUGGCAUGGGAAUCACCCACCCGAGCAUCGACGGACAAGAACGAGUCAUCCGCAUGGCCUACAGUAAGGCCAAGCUCGAUCCCAGGCUCACUGUCUAUGCAGAGUUACACGGCACGGGAACCCCCGUGGGGGAUCCCAUAGAGGUCGAGGCUGUCUCCCGAGCGAUGAAUGACACUAGACCGAGGUCGAAGCCGCUGCUCAUCGGCGCGCUCAAGCCGAAUAUCGGCCAUAGCGAAGCUGCCAGUGGUAUUUUUGCUGUGAUGAAGGCGGCGCUGAUGACGGAGGCGGCCUUGAUUCCCGGCGUUGCCCUUUUGCAACGUCUCAACCCUGACAGUGAGUAA